AUGCCGAAGUUCAAUCCACCUGAGUGUUUCGCCUUUACCAGGCCAAAUGAAUGGCCGGAAUGGAAACAACGAUUCACGAGGUUUCAGAUCGCCACGAAGCUGACUGACGAGGAUGAACAAAUACAGAUAAGUUCAUUGAUAUACGCCAUGGGACCAGAGGCAGAAGGAAUAUUCAAGUCUUUCGCACUCGCUAAUGGUGACGAGAAGAAAUUCAAGAAGGUACUUGAAAGUUUCGACAAGUAUUUCGUUCCUAAGAAAAACGUGAUUCAUGAGCGCGCCAAAUUCCACAUCCGGAGCCAGCGCCAGGGAGAGUCAGUUGAGGAAUUCGUCAGAAGUUUACACGAGUUGGCGGCACACUGUGAUUUUAGAGACAAGAGCGACCAAAUCCGAGACAGGUUAGUCGUGGGCAUUAUCGACAAGGAACUUAGCGAGAAACUACAGCUUGAAUCUGAACUUACACUCACAAAAGCCGUCGAGAUGGCACGUAAUUCAGAGUUAGUGAAACAUCAGAUUAAAGAUUUACAAUCUAAGAACUUAGAUGCAGUGAGAUUUAGGCAGCAGAAUGGACAACAAUCUAAACACAAUUACAGCAGACAGCCUAAAGCUAACGAAAGAGUUUACAAUAACUGUGACAAGUGUAAUAUGAAACACAAUCCUGGAAACUGUCCGGCAUCAGGGAAGAAAUGUCUAAAGUGCGGGAAAAAGGGACACUUUAAGAUAGUUUGUCGAAGUAAACCGAAACACCUAGAGGAAGUUCAAGGUGCAUGUUCAUCACCAGAUUCAUUCUACAUGGGUUCUAUUGACCUGAGCGAUUCAGACAAUACAGACGCAUGGACAGUAAAGCUGAAGGUGUGUCGGAAGUACAUUACAUUCAAGAUCGACACUGGUGCUGACACAUCCGUGAUAACCGAAGCGAAGUACAAUUCAUUGCCAGUAAAGCCCAAACUACAGGCUUCGACAAAUCAGCUGUACAGCCCAGGAGGAUCAGUGGAGUGUAAAGGGAUGUUUGUUGCUAAGACUUUUCACAAGAACAAUGAGUUUCAUUUUCGAGUGUACGUGCUUAAGAACUCUAACAGUGGUUCUAAUUUGCUCAGUCGAAGUGUCGCACACCGUAUGGGACUCGUUAUGAAAAUCGAGGAAAUUCGGGAUGUGUUUGGUACACAUGGAUGCGUUAAGGGCCCACCCGUCAAGAUAACACUCAAGCCAGGAGCCACACCAUAUUGCGUUACGACAGCUCGCAGGAUUCCAUUUCCAUUGAUGCCGAAGGUCGAGGCCGAACUAAACCGCAUGGAAAACGCUGGAAUCAUUGCGAAAGUCACAGAACCGACAGAUUGGUGUGCACCCAUCGUGACAGCAUUCAAGAAAAACGGGGAUGUUCGCUUGUGUGUGGACCUUAAGAAACUAAACCAGGCAGUCAAACGUGAACAUUAUAUGUUACCCAACUUGGACGACAUUGCCCCAAAGCUGUGCAAGGCUACUGUCUUUUCGAAACUUGAUGCUAGUAGUGGGUUUCACCAGAUACCUCUAGAUCCAGAGAGUUGUCACCUUACUACCUUCAUAACUCCGUUUGGACGGUACUGCUUUCAGCGGGUUCCAUUUGGUAUUACGUCAGCCCCUGAAAUAUUUCAGCGUCGUAUGUCGGAGAUAUUAGCAGAUAUUGAAGGAACGGAUGCCAUAAUGGACGAUAUCAUCAUAUAUGGGAGUACGGUGGAGGAGCAUGACGAGCGUCUGGACCGCGUGCUGGACCGUAUCAAGGAAGUUGGUCUUAAACUCAAUAAGAAGAAAUGCGAGUUCAGGAAACAGAGCAUUGAAUAUUUUGGACACAUGAUUAGUUCAAAUGGUAUCAGUCCAUGUCAAGAACGUGUGCGUGCAAUACGUGAGUUGGCUGCACCAACAAAUGUGACUGAACUUAAGAGAAUUCUUGGAAUGGUGAAUUAUCUUGGUCGAUUUUUACCAAACCUUUCUACGGUUAUGCACCCCCUUACUGAUCUUUUGAAGAGUGACUCAGUAUGGAUAUGGGACAACCCCCAGGAAGAGGCCUUCAAAAAAGUGAAGGAUAUGCUAACAGAAACACCUGCAUUAGCCUUCUACAAUUCUUCAAAGCCAGUUGUGAUUAGUGCAGAUGCCAGCAGUUAUGGCCUAGGAGCCGCUAUAUUUCAGCAGUUUGAUGGUCAACUUAAACCUAUUGCGUUUGCAUCGAGGACACUGUCACCGGCAGAAACCAAAUAUGCACAAAUCGAGAAGGAGUGUUUAGCAUCUGUAUGGGCCUGUGAGAAGUUCGAGCGCUACAUCAUUGGACUCGACUCAUUCAAGCUCAUCACUGACCACAAACCUCUCGUCCCGCUCAUUAACACUCAAGCUCUAGAUAGGACACCUGUGAGAUGUCAGAGACUUUUGAUGCGUUUACGCCGAUUUAAUCCAAUAGCAGAACAUGUGCCAGGGAAAAAUCUCGUGGUUCCCGACACUCUUUCCAGGAGCCCGCUAACUGGAAACACUGAGGAUACAGAGGAGGAAGUCAAUCUCUAUGUAGACUGUGUCGUAGAGAAUCUUCCCAUAUCAGAUCAACGACUAGAGCGCAUUCGAUUAGCUACAGCAGAUGAUCCAGAGUUGUCUGAAGUUUUGAAGAAGACUCAGAACUGGUGGCCAGACCAUGAGAGAUCACUGAAAGCAGAAAUCCGACCAUACUUUUCCGCAAGAUCCGAACUGUCUGUCUGGAAUGGAAUUCUAAUGUACAGAGACCGAAUUGUUAUUCCGGAGGCUCUUAGACCAGAAACAUUGCAAGACAUACAUUCAGGACACUUAGGUCUGAACAAGUGCCGUGAACGCGCACGAGGAGCUGUAUGGUGGCCAGGAAUAUCAACCGAUAUAGAGCGUACCGUAAAGUCCUGCGAAUUCUGUCUUGUUCAUCAACCAAAACAGAACCGAGAACCGUUGAAGACUACAGUCCUUCCAGAUCGUCCGUGGCAAAAGAUAGCUGCAGAUCUGUGUGAGCUGCAGGGCAAACAUUUCCUAGUAGUUACAGAUUAUUUUUCUCGUUACCUGGAAAUUGCGUAUCUGGAUUCGUUGACUAGUGCUCACGUAAUUGGAAAACUCAAGAACAUAUUGGCUCGUUGGGGUAUUCCAGAGGAAUUGGUAACCGACAACGGCACCCAGUUUACAUCAGACUCUUUCAAGAAGUUCGCAGCUAAGUACGGAUUCGCGCAUACAACCACCAGUCCUCACUACCCGCAAGCAAACGGCGAGGCCGAGAGUGCUGUUAAGACUGCGAAGCGUAUACUACAGCAGGAUGACAUCUUUGUUGCGCUUAUGGCGUACCGUUCAACACCCAUCUCAACCACAGGAGUCAGUCCAGCCGAACUCAUCAUGGGACGUAGGAUUCGAACCGUUGUUCCAGUCAAACCGUCUUCACUAGCACCAAAGUGGCCAGACUUGGACCAAGUGAGGAGACAGGACGCACGAACGAAGGAAACUUCAAAAUAUCAUUAUGACAAUCGAUUUGGGGUUAGGAAACUCCACCCGCUUGGACCCGGAGACCGAGUUCGCAUCAAGACCGACAAAGAGAAACAGUGGACAGAUAGUGGCACAAUCACUAGCGCAAAUUACAAAAUUCGAUCAUACCUAGUGGAAACCGAUCAUGGAACAUUGAGGAGAAAUCGGAGGCACUUGCAGCAUACUGGAUACGUGAACACCGAAUUGCCACAUACCAUAAAUGUGCCGUAUCCGUUAACCGACAGUAAACCAAGUGUUUCGUCUGACGUUGAGCCACCCUCUGAGCCGCCUAGCCAGGAAGUUACAUCUCCUUCCGUAAAGUCCAAAACCGUAACUCGUUCAGGACGCGUCGUUCACAAACCAAUAAGAUUCAAAGACUACGAAUGA
Molecule: messenger RNA, 3876 nt
Organism: Saccostrea cuccullata (small rock oyster)
Lineage: Eukaryota; Metazoa; Mollusca; Bivalvia; Ostreida; Ostreidae
Exons: 1
Coding region: 1-3876 (1291 amino acids)
Biological process (GO): DNA integration; proteolysis
Molecular function (GO): aspartic-type endopeptidase activity; nucleic acid binding; zinc ion binding
Source: RefSeq, a predicted model, not a curated record